CAUCCAGAGAAUGGAAAUCACUCUUCAGUGACUGAGUUUAUCAUUGCAGGCUUAACAGACAGACCAGAACUCCAGGUUCCUCUUUUCUUCCUGUUCCUAGGGAUCUAUGUGGUUACCAUGGUAGGGAACCUGGGAAUGAUCAUCUUAAUUGUGGUCAGUGCCCACCUUCACACUCCCAUGUACUAUUUCCUCAGUUGUCUAUCCUUCAUUGACCUCUGUCAUUCCACUGUCAUCACCCCUAAAAUGCUUGUGAACUUUGUGUCAGAGAGGAAUAUCAUCUCUUACCCUGAGUGCAUGACUCAGCUCUAUUUUUUCAUCAUUUUUAUAAUUGCAGAAUGUCAUAUGUUGGCAGUGAUGGCAUAUGACCGCUAUGUUGCCCUCUGUAGCCCUCUAUUAUAUAAUGUCAUCAUGUCCUAUCAAUUGUGCUCCUGGUUGGUGGUUGCAGUGGCUACAAUGGCUGUGGUUGGUUCCACGGUUCACACAGGCUGCAUGCUUCGACUUCAUUUUUGCAAAGACUAUAUUGUCAAUAAUUUCUUUUGUGAUGUUCUUCCCCUCUUGAAGCUAUCCUGUUCCAGCACCUACAUCAAUGAAAUAGUACUUCUGGCUUUUUGUUCGUUUAAUGUUUUUGUCCCAACCCUAAUUAUUUGUAGCUCUUAUAUUUUCAUUCUCUUCAGCAUCCUUCAAAUCCAGACCACUGCAGGCAGGUCUAAAGCCUUCAGCACGUGCAGUUCCCAUUUCAUGGCUGUUUCCCUAUUCUUUGGCUCCACUGUGUUCAUGUAUCUGCAGCCUUCUACCAACACCAUGGAUCAGCGGAAAGUGUCCUCGGUGUUUUAUACCAUAGUGAUCCCCAUGUUGAACCCAUUGAUCUACAGCCUCAGGAAUAAAGAUGUCAAGGUUGCAGUGAAGAAAAUUCUAGACAAAAAGGCCUUCUCAUGA
Trichosurus vulpecula (common brushtail) is the source of this 936-nucleotide messenger RNA. RefSeq names its product olfactory receptor 150-like. The coding region runs from base 118 to 936 and encodes 272 amino acids. NCBI's taxonomy places the organism in Eukaryota, Metazoa, Chordata, Mammalia, Diprotodontia, Phalangeridae. Gene Ontology annotation, biological process: G protein-coupled receptor signaling pathway; sensory perception of smell. The transcript has a single exon. Gene Ontology annotation, molecular function: G protein-coupled receptor activity; odorant binding; olfactory receptor activity. The record is from RefSeq and is a predicted model, not a curated record. Gene Ontology annotation, cellular component: membrane.